Messenger RNA from Oldenlandia corymbosa var. corymbosa, 1729 nucleotides. NCBI's taxonomy places the organism in Eukaryota, Viridiplantae, Streptophyta, Magnoliopsida, Gentianales, Rubiaceae. The record is from the annotation of a GenBank genome assembly.
AACCAAUAUGGAAAAAUCCAGAUUGAAUGGUAUCUUUCCUUGACCAAAUAUUUCCUACCUUAAUAGAACCUAGAAGAUGGUUAUGGUGAUAUUUUGGGUGUAUUUAUAAGUCCAUAAACCCAGGGGUUAAAAUCCCAAUUUGGUUGAGCUAUUAAACAUCAAUCAUCUUUCAUAAAUACGCUUUAAUUUAUUAUCAUCAGUAGGGAUAUUGUACGGUUAGAAGGUCUUCAUCCGCCUGUUUGUUAGAUAGGCGCAUAUAUUUUUUCGGCCAGGAAUUGCACAUGAGAGGGAAUUGAGUUAGCAUCCCAUUUUGGUGAAAGUCCUUCUGUCCCGAAAUCUUCACCCAUAAUUCUGGGCUCAGAUUUCUAUCACGAAAACACGGCUUAGUGGUUCUGUACCUUAAAAGAAUAGAGCCCCCAUUGAGCCCCUUCCGGUGUUUCACCUUUUUUUAUUUUUCUUUUGGUUGUCGCUCUUUAUUAUCCUUGUUUAGCCAUGGUGAGAAUCCUGCCUAAUAUCCCUGUCCAGGGCUUACAUUUUGUACAUCCAUCACUUGCAAUUGUGACCAUGGCGAUUGCUGUUGUUUCCAUUCUCUCUGUUGUUGCAUUUCUCUGUGGGUCUGAGAGAGCUAAGAAAUUAAACCGACGUCGGGGAGAAAAACCUGUCCGGUUAGGCAGUAACAAGACUCCUGUUAUGAGGCUACAGAGCAGCCUGAGCAGUAAAACUCAUUUACUGGCAAAGAUGAUUUCUUGGAGGAAAGUACAGGACGAUCAGGGAGAUGGGGAUGAAGAGGAUUUGGGUCAUUUUGAUGGUCAUGUUGUUGAUGAUGAUGAAGAAGGAGCUGUUUGGAAGAAAACCAUCAUCAAAGGCGAAAAAUGUCGGCCUCUGGAUUUCUCAGGGAAGAUUCUGUACGAUUCCGAUGGGAAUCUAAUCCCUGAUUCAUCUUCCCAUCCACAACAAUCCCAGUGAUCGUGUCCCUCACUUUGCUGCAAUCAGCCGGACCCAGUUCAUCAAACAAUUUCGUGUUUUGUUAAUUUUGUUUUCCUUAUCAACUACUACUAUCAAGCAUCAGGUGUUUAGUCAUCUGUUUUGCUGUGUGGAUUCUGACACUGUUCAACUCUGUGCCUGUUUUUUCACCCCCUUGUUCCCGUUUCCUUUUUUAUGUUUUUGGGCUGUGUUUAAAAUAAAAGGGCUUGUGAAUUAAAUUUGUUUCCUUCUCCCCGUAGUGAGUCCGGUGGACUGUAGUCUUAAAAUGCAGCCGAAACGGUCUUGGUUUGUAAAUUCGAUACCUAACGUGGACCAAUGUCAGUAACAUUUAGACCAGGUGACUCUGUAAUUGAGUAUUAGCUUGAAUUUCAUACAAGUAUGGGCUUUCAAGUUCCAACGUAGUAGUGUUUAAUCGCGUUGGAUUCUUCUCCUCCAUAGCUAACUUCUGAGGUGAGUUUCUUCGAGAGCCAUGACGCUAUCAAGUUAUGAGACAUUUGCGAGGCUUUGUGGCUUUCAACUCAAUUUUGUUGAAUUAAAGAAUUUGAGUUUUGCAACUUCUGGCUUUUGGAUGAGGGUGAAGAUAUAAUAAGAGUAAACCAUCAUCCUUUUGCCUACUAAUCAAAGGGUUAUCCCUUCUUUUUACUUUAGAUUUUUCAGCUUGCAUUAUGCAUAUAAUGACUAAUGAGAUCAACCUUUCGCCCACUUUUAUAAAAUUGGACCUCCACUUUUUUGGGCCUUAUUGACC